UUAAAUUUGUAUAUCUAAAAUCAAGCCGAAUUAAAAUCUUAACAAUAUGGAUUCCGCUUUGUUGCCGGGUCAACUUUUCAACAUAUCCGUAACUUACAUGGCUCCAUUGAUAACCGCGAUUACAAGCAUACUUUCAGCAACCAACGUAAUGGAGGACAUCGUUGCAAGUCAUGACAAGAGUAUGGCGACAGAAGUGGAAAUAUUCGAUUUUGUCGUGGUUGGAUCAGGCUCGGCCGGGGGUGUAAUUGCUAAUCGUUUAUCCGAAAGUGGGAAGCUUCGAGUUGCUUUACUUGAGGCUGGAGGUGAUCCCUCACAACUUAACAGCAUUCCUUAUUUUAUGGCGCAUAAUUUAAAUCAACCUGAAACGGAUUGGAUGUAUAAGACCGAACCGCAGAAGAAUUCGUGUCUGGCUUUAAAAGAUAACCUAAAUACGCCAUAUUUUUAAGUC
Molecule: messenger RNA, 448 nt
Organism: Folsomia candida
Lineage: Eukaryota; Metazoa; Arthropoda; Collembola; Entomobryomorpha; Isotomidae
Product: glucose dehydrogenase [FAD, quinone]-like
Exons: 3
Coding region: 47-445 (132 amino acids)
Molecular function (GO): ecdysone oxidase activity; flavin adenine dinucleotide binding
Source: RefSeq, a predicted model, not a curated record